AUGGCCCCUGUUGAUAGUCUUUCCUUUAAAUGCGCUUUGAUCACCGGAGGAGGGGGUGGUUUGGGCAAAGCCAUGGCCAUCGAGCUUCUCAAACGGGGUAAAAAAGUUCUGUUAGCUGGUCGUACUGAGUCCACGCUCAAGGAUACGGCCUCCGAGAUCGGUGCGACGGGGUACUACGUUCUAGAUACCGGUUCUUCCUUAGAUGAGAUCUCCCAUACAGUUCAACAGAUUAUCAAGGAUCAUCCCGAUGUAGAUUGCUUGAUCAACAAUGCAGGUGUCCAAAGACCCCUGCACGUUUUGUCAAAGGAUUACAAGUUCGACUUUGCUUCGGCAGAUCAAGAGAUCAACAUCAACAUCCGUGGACCAAUGUACCUCACCGUCAAGUUCAUUCAAGAUCACUUCAAUAAGCUAGAAAACGGAGGGGUGGUUAUGAAUGUCUCAUCGGUACUUGGUUUCAUACCUUUCAGUACGAUCAACCCGGUUUAUAAUGGUACAAAAGCAUGGUUACACAUGUUCACUGCGAAUAUACGACAACAACUCGCCGCGGAGGAUAGUAAGAUUAAGGUGAUUGAGAUAGUACCGCCUCAGGUAGAGUCUGACUUGCAUAGGGAUAGAUUGAACCCGGAUGAUAAUAAGAAAGAAAACAGUCCGACUGCACUGUCAGUGGAUGAGUUCAUGCAAGAUGUUGUCAAAGGUUGGGAGAGUAAUUUGGAUACGGUAUCAGCAGGUCAGGGAAUACAAGUUACCAAGCAGUGGGAUGAGGUGUUUGGGGAGAAGUUGAAGAAGAUGGCAAAGUGA
Messenger RNA from Kwoniella botswanensis, 798 nucleotides. RefSeq lists its product as uncharacterized. The coding region runs from base 1 to 798 and encodes 265 amino acids. NCBI's taxonomy places the organism in Eukaryota, Fungi, Basidiomycota, Tremellomycetes, Tremellales, Cryptococcaceae. Gene Ontology annotation, cellular component: membrane. The record is from RefSeq and is a predicted model, not a curated record. The transcript is spliced from 2 exons.